CAGCUACGUCACACGUCAGGGCGGAAGAUGGCGGAACUUGGGGCCGGCAGUUGCUGAGUGGAGCUCGCGGAGCGGGAGCCGGAGCCCGGCCACUCAGGCUGCUGGGCGCGGUGCGGUCGCCGUCAUGUCGCUGCUGCAGUCCGCGCUCGACUUCCUGGCGGGCCCAGGCUCCCUAGGCGGCGCUGCCGGCCGCGACCAGAGUGACUUCGUGGGGCAGACGGUGGAACUCGGGGAGGAGGGUUUGCUUUUGUAUAUGAAGCUCAAGAUCUGGGAAGUGGCAGAGAGUAUGCAUUAAAGAGAUUAUUAUCCAAUGAAGAGGAAAAGAACAGAGCCAUCAUUCAAGAAGUUUGUUUCAUGAAAAAACUUUCUGGCCACCCCAAUAUCGUGCAGUUUUGUUCCGCAGCCUCGAUAGGAAAGGAGGAGUCAGACACUGGGCAGGCAGAGUUCCUCCUGCUCACGGAGCUCUGCAGAGGGCAGCUGGUGGAAUUUUUAAAGAAAAUUGAAUCUAAAGGUCCUCUAUCAUGUGAUACGGUUCUGAAGAUAUUCUAUCAGACGUGCAGAGCAGUGCAGCACAUGCAUAAACAAAAGCCGCCCAUCAUUCAUAGAGAUCUCAAGGUUGAAAACUUGUUGCUUAGUAACCAAGGGACCAUUAAGUUAUGUGACUUUGGCAGUGCCACGACCAUCUCUCACUACCCUGACUACAGCUGGAGUGCCCAGAAGCGAGCCAUGGUGGAAGAAGAGAUCACGAGGAACACGACACCCAUGUAUAGAACACCAGAAAUCAUAGACUUAUAUUCAAACUUCCCAAUCGGCGAGAAGCAGGAUAUUUGGGCCCUGGGCUGCAUCUUGUACCUGCUGUGCUUCCGACAGCAUCCGUUUGAAGAUGGAGCAAAACUUCGAAUAGUCAAUGGGAAGUACUCGAUCCCUCUGAAUGAUACUCGGUACACAGUCUUCCACGAUCUCAUUCGCGCCAUGCUGAAGGUUAACCCCGAGGAGCGGCUGUCAAUUGCUGAGGUGGUGCACCAGCUGCAGGAGAUCGCGGCUGCCAGGAACGUGAACCCCAAGGCACCCAUCACGGAGCUCCUGGAGCAGAAUGGAGGCUAUGGGAACACUGCUCCAUCCCGAGGGCCGCCCUUGCCCUCAGGCCCUGUGAAUAGUGGCUACAGUGGAGGCCUGGCCCUGGCAGAGUAUGACCAGCCCUACGGUGGGUUCCUUGACAUCCUGCGGGGUGGUACGGAGCGGCUCUUCACCAACCUCAAGGACACCUCCUCCAAGGUCAUACAGUCUGUUGCUAAUUAUGCAAAGGGCGACCUGGAUAUAUCUUACAUCACAUCCAGAAUUGCCGUGAUGUCGUUCCCAGCAGAAGGUGUGGAGUCAGCAAUCAAGAACAACAUAGAAGAUGUGCGGUUGUUUCUAGACUCCAAGCACCCGGGACACUACGCUGUCUAUAACCUGUCCCCGAGAACAUACAGGCCCUCCAAGUUUCACAACCGAGUGUCUGAGUGUGGCUGGGCAGCCAGGCGGGCUCCAAAUCUCCACAACCUGUACAACAUCUGCAAGAACAUGCACUCCUGGCUCAGGCAGGACCACAAAAAUGUCUGUGUUGUUCACUGCAUGGAUGGAAGAGCUGCGUCUGCGGUGGCUGUCUGCUCCUUCUUGUGCUUCUGUCGUCUCUUCAGUACCGCAGAGGCCGCCGUAUACAUGUUCAGUAUGAAGCGCUGCCCCCCUGGCAUCUGGCCGUCCCACAAAAGGUACAUUGAAUACAUGUGUGACAUGGUGGCCGAAGAGCCCAUCACACCCCACAGUAAGCCAAUCCUGGUGAAGGCCGUUGUCAUGACCCCUGUGCCGCUGUUCAGCAAGCAGAGGAACGGUUGCCGACCAUUCUGUGAGGUCUACGUGGGUGACGAGCGUGUGACCACCACAUCCCAGGAAUAUGACAAGAUGAAGGAUUUUAAAAUUGAGGAUGGCAAAGCGGUUAUUCCCUUGGGCAUUACAGUUCAAGGAGACGUGCUCAUUAUAAUUUAUCAUGCAAGGUCAACCCUGGGAGGAAGGCUGCAGGCCAAGAUGGCGUCUAUGAAGAUGUUCCAGAUUCAGUUCCAUACUGGGUUCGUGCCUCGGAAUGCAACCACUGUGAAAUUUGCAAAGUAUGACCUGGAUGCCUGUGACAUCCAAGAAAAAUACCCAGAUCUAUUCCAAGUGAACCUGGAUGUGGAGGUGGAGCCCAGGGACAGGCCAAGCCGGGAGGCUCCACCAUGGGAGAGUACAAGCAUGAGGGGGCUGAACCCUAAAAUACUGUUUUCCAGCCGGGAGGAGCAGCAAGACAUUCUGUCUAAAUUUGGGAAGCCGGAGCUCCCCAGGCAGCCGGGCUCCACAGCUCAGUACGACGCCGAGGCCGGGUCCCCGGAAGCUGAGCCCACGGAGUCGGAUUCGCCGCAGAGCAGCAGCACAGACACCAACCACUUUCUCCACACCCUGGACUGGCAGGAGGAGAAAGAAUCAGAGACUGGUGUAGAAACUACCUCUCCUAGGGAGAGUCAACCUGUUCUGAUCGAAGACAGAGAUGAGAGCGAAGCAUCAGAUGAAGGGCCGUCCUUCCCAAGUGAGGACAGGGAACUGGGGGCCGAGGAGGACAAGCCAGGCCUGGCAGCAAGGGCGGGCCAGCAAGACUUGAUUUUUGAUGCUGGAACCCCAACCGUGCCCCAAGAGCCCACACCUCAGGAAGACAACAUCGACCUCCUGGGGCUGCAUGCCGAGACAGGCCCUGGGCCGGCUCCGCCAUCACAGGUCUGCGGUGCCCCCUCCAGCAAUGCUGACCUGCUCAGCCGCCUACUUGGGCCCUCUGAGGCUACUCCAGAAGGGUCUUCGGAGGAUCUGCUUGGUGGAGAGGCUCCCCUGCUCUUGGCAAGCCAAGCCCCUCCCCUGAGUGUACAGAACACCACGAGAGGAGGGCCCCCUGCUGCUGCUGACCUGUUUGACCCAUUCAUGCUGUCCUCUGAUGCUGACGCCCAGCCCUGCUCCAAGCCUGACCUCUUCGGCGAGUUUCUCAACGCAGACUCCACAGCUGCCCAGCCUGCCUUCCCCUCAACCCACAGUGCCCCACCCCCAUCCUGCAGCACCAACUUCCUGCACCUGGGAGACCUGCCAGCGGAGCCCAGCAAGAUGACUGCCUCAUCCAGCCACCCGGAUCUGCUGGGAGGAUGGGAUGCUUGGGCUGAGACUGCUGUGCCUGGGCCGGCCUCCUUGCCAGCCACAGAAGGCCCUCUCUUCUCUCCUGGAGGUCAGCUGGCCCCUCCUGGCCCCCAGGCCAGCCGGACCAAGUCUCAGAGCCUGGACCCAUUUGCUGACCUUGGCGACCUAAGCUCCAGCCUCCAAGGCUCGUCUGCUGGAUUCCCUUCUGGGGGCUUCAUUCCCAAAACGGUCCUCCCUCCUAAGAGUGGUAGCUCCUGGCAGACAAGUCGGCCACAGACCCAGGGUACCUCAUGGCCCUCCCAAGCCAAGCCACCCCCCAAAGCCUGUGCACAGCCAAGGCCUAACUAUGCUGCAAACUUCAGUGUGAUUGGGGGGCGAGAGGAACGAGGGGUUCGUGCACCUAGUUUUGCUCAGAAGCCAAAGGUCUCAGAGAACGAUUUUGAAGAUCUAUUGUCCAAUCAAGGUUUUUCCUCCAAAUCUGACAAGAAGGGGCCGAAGACCAUCGCAGAAAUGAGGAAGCAGGAUCUUGCUAAAGACACAGACCCACUCAAGUUAAAGCUCCUGGACUGGAUUGAAGGCAAGGAGAGGAACAUCCGGGCAUUGUUGUCCACACUGCACACAGUGCUGUGGGAUGGGGAGAGCCGCUGGACACCUGUGGGCAUGGCUGACCUGGUCACCCCCGGCCAGGUGAAGAAACAGUACCGCCGUGCUGUGCUGGUUGUGCAUCCCGAUAAGGCCACGGGGCAGCCAUACGAGCAGUACGCCAAGAUGAUCUUCAUGGAGCUGAACGACGCGUGGUCUGAGUUUGAGAACCAGGGCUCUCGGCCGCUCUACUGAGGCCCACAAUGGUCUUGGCUGCACACGUGGCUCAUGGAGCCAUUAGGCUGCUGACCUGACGAGGCCAUCUGAACCUGACAGGCGUGGGCAUGUGAUGCAGGCUCCAAGUGCCCAGAUCAUCACCUGCUCCCCGCUGUCCCUCUGUCAAUCCAGGACAAAUGUCAUUCCAUGGCACAGGAAGACAAAGCAUUCCAAAGUCUCUGAUUUUUGUUGUUUUGUUUUUCUUUUUCUUGUCAAAGGAAAAGUGUUGAUUUAUGCUCCUCCCACAAUUGUCACAGUCUGUGAUUAUUUUGGUGUUUAGCAGCUGUCACCGAGAGUGUCGCUCUGCCGUCCCUUCUCUGAGCUGAGGCUGCGCGUGCACCUCUCCCUUUGUAAUCAGCCCGAUGAUCGUCUGUACAGAAUUAAACUAUUUUCUGAUGACCA
Molecule: messenger RNA, 4449 nt
Organism: Tupaia belangeri chinensis (Chinese tree shrew)
Lineage: Eukaryota; Metazoa; Chordata; Mammalia; Scandentia; Tupaiidae
Gene: GAK
Product: cyclin G associated kinase
Biological process (GO): protein phosphorylation; clathrin coat disassembly; clathrin-dependent endocytosis
Cellular component (GO): cytoplasm; vesicle; intracellular membrane-bounded organelle
Molecular function (GO): ATP binding; protein kinase activity; clathrin binding
Source: RefSeq, a predicted model, not a curated record